Messenger RNA from Danio aesculapii, 2880 nucleotides. RefSeq names its product guanine nucleotide binding protein (G protein), q polypeptide (gene gnaq). The transcript is spliced from 7 exons. Gene Ontology annotation, molecular function: G protein-coupled receptor binding; GTPase activator activity; G-protein beta/gamma-subunit complex binding. NCBI's taxonomy places the organism in Eukaryota, Metazoa, Chordata, Actinopteri, Cypriniformes, Danionidae. Bases 664 to 1743 code for a protein of 359 amino acids. Gene Ontology annotation, biological process: adenylate cyclase-modulating G protein-coupled receptor signaling pathway; phospholipase C-activating dopamine receptor signaling pathway; action potential. The record is from RefSeq and is a predicted model, not a curated record. Gene Ontology annotation, cellular component: heterotrimeric G-protein complex.
UCCCUGUUACAUAUAGAAGAGCCGAGACCAAACCGAGCCAUAUAACAAGCUGGGAUUUAAAUUAACAGGAGGACAGACCUCGGUGGAGUAAUUUACACAUUAGCUUCAGACGCGUGGACUCCGGUACGCUGUAUGAUACGGUUGCAGACUUCGCUACGUUUGUAACCGGAAUUCCAGGGAAUUGUCGGCCAUAUUCAGCGAUACCACGCCCGAAGCGGAGCCGCUAACACGGGAGGAACACCGUUCAUGCAAAUAUAAGCUACCCAACCGCAAGUUCAUGGACCGCAGAGUUUAGCGCUGUCUGAAGAAAAAGCUAUCAGUGUUUUAAGGAAGAUUCUCAAGUAUUUAUUUUAAUCAAACGGUCUGCAUUGGAGUUAUUACCAGAGGAUCUGUUGCUUUUAUGAGUGAUAUAAAACACACCCGCCACAUAAGGAUUUAAGUAACAGCUACAUCUGUAUGGUGUAACGUUAUUAUAUCUGAUUGUCGUGUUCCAACAGUUGCAGAAAUAUUAGUGUAUCUCAAUGAGAUUAUGAAUUGCUUCUCAAAGCGCUGCAGAUGAACUCUCUCUCUCUGGCAAUCUGGGCGAUUUGGUUUGAGUUGGGACUGAUGUGCCUUCAAUGGCAUUUCUGAAAACAUCUUAAUUGUGAAGUGACAGGGAGAAUCAUGACGCUGGACUCCAUCAUGGCGUGCUGUCUCAGCGAGGAGGCGAAAGAAGCGCGGCGGAUCAACGAUGAAAUCGAGCGGCAGCUCCGGAGAGACAAGAAAGAUGCCCGACGCGAGCUCAAGCUGCUGCUGCUGGGAACUGGGGAGAGUGGGAAAAGCACCUUUAUUAAACAGAUGAGAAUCAUCCAUGGCUCAGGCUAUUCAGAAGAGGACAGAAGAGGCUUUACCAAGCUGGUCUACCAAAACAUCUUCACGUCUUCACAGUCCAUGAUACGAGCAAUGGACACUCUCCAGAUUCUUUAUAAAUAUGAACAUAAUAAGACCAAUGCAAACAUUGUCAGAGAAGUGGAUGUAGAGAAAGUCUUCUUGUUCGUUAACCCCUAUGUAGAUGCCAUCAAGAGUUUAUGGAAUGACCCAGGAAUUCAGGAGUGCUAUGACCGGAGGAGAGAAUACCAGCUCUCAGAUUCCACAAAAUAUUAUCUAAAUUCAUUGGAUCGCAUUGCCAACCCUUCCUACAUUCCCACCCAGCAAGAUGUGCUCAGGGUGAGAGUGCCCACAACAGGCAUCAUUGAAUACCCCUUCGACCUACAAAGCGUCAUAUUCAGGAUGGUGGAUGUCGGGGGUCAGCGGUCAGAAAGGCGAAAGUGGAUCCACUGCUUUGAAAAUGUCACCUCUAUCAUGUUCCUGGUAGCACUCAGUGAAUAUGACCAAGUUCUUGUCGAGUCUGACAAUGAGAAUCGAAUGGAAGAAAGCAAAGCAUUGUUUAGGACGAUAAUAACAUACCCCUGGUUUCAGAAUUCAUCUGUUAUUCUUUUUCUGAACAAGAAAGACCUUUUGGAAGAGAAAAUAAUGUUUUCACAUCUUGUAGAUUACUUUCCCGAAUAUGAUGGACCUCAGAGAGAUGCUCAAGCUGCACGGGAGUUCAUCCUGAAGAUGUUUGUCGACCUGAAUCCAGACUCAGAGAAAAUCAUUUAUUCUCAUUUCACAUGUGCCACUGACACGGAAAACAUUCGAUUUGUGUUUGCUGCUGUCAAAGACACAAUCUUGCAGCUCACACUCAAAGAAUACAAUCUGGUCUGAAAAAAGGCCGCUCUGGUUUUUUCAUCAUUUUGCCUGGUUAAAGGCACUCAUCGGUUAGUGAGGAGAGCAUUUAAAAUCUGCUUUUAUUGUUCAUGCAGUUUGUCCUCCCCGAUUAUGCUCAAUGAAAUUGGACACACAAGUUUUUUCUAUUUAAGAACUGUAACAAUCUGCUCAUGACUGCUGUUAUUUAUUUGCAUCUAGGAGCUUCUUAAUGAGGUUCAGUUUAAAUGUUGUUAUAUCACUUUAAUGAAAACAAAUAUUGAGCAUAUUAUCACAGAUUAAAUAAGUAUGCUAUAAUUAGUUUUUUUAUUAUUAUUUUCAGGUUGUACGCAUUGAACUACUUGCUAUAAAUGUUACGUAGAGUUCUCUAUUUUGGGUAUAUUAAUGAUUCUGUGUGGUGAGGUUAUUAGAUAGCAAUGAAAGUACUUCUUUGACUUUUAAAAGGAAAAUAUCAUGUUAUAGUUUCAGAGUAAGCUUAGUAGAGUAGGAUCUGUUUUACAUUUCACCAAACAUGCUUAGGGGAAUAAUACACAGCAAGAUUACAUUAGCAUAUACAUUAAAAGUGCCAAAGUUCUUCUAAUAUGGUGGUUUAUUGUAUCACCAAAUUAUAAUAGCUAUAAAUGUGGUAUAGUGGUACCACAGGCGAUAAGCUGACGCUGCCAGUUACCCCUAUACCAUACAAGCUUUUUUUUCUUCAGAAACAUGCUGUUUAUGAUCCAUUAAAUAUCAUCAGUGUUCUUCAACAUCAAGCCUGAACGAUGUGCCAAUAGAGUCGAUUCCUGUGCAGUCCUUUUUAUCUUAAACUACAAAUGUGCCCUUUAGAUAUUUUCUGCAACAGUUGCUUUUUUAUAUAUAAAUUACCCAACACAUGUCUCUGUGAGCAAAUGAUGCUCUUUUUUUGUACUCACCUGACCGUGUUAUUAGUAUUGUGUAUUCAAGCUUUGGUCAGUAUGUGCAGUUGUUUUUAAAGACAGUGGGAUUUGUAAAGAGUAUCAUGUGAUUUGAUGCGUGUCAAAGAAAUGAAAGUUUUGUGUUCAGUCAAGAGUAAAGGACCAAACUGCUGUUGCCUUUUCUUGCUGCUUUUUUGGCUUAAAUUAAAGCUCUUAGUAAUGUAGUUAAUAAAGCAGGUAAAAUAAG